AAACCGUUUUGACUGAAACAACAGCUCUAGUGUGUCGUAUGUUGCUCCUUGUCUCUGUUUCGUCCCAAACCAUCUCCAUCGUGACCAAACCCUCGCGAUACAGUAAUAGGAGCUAGCAACGAGAGAUCGCGGCUUACAGUGACCGGAAGCUCCCUUUUUUCUCCUCCUUCCGCUCCGCUCCUACCCGAAAGGAUCGAGGAAGGCAACGAACAACUCAAAGAUGCCAGCAUCUAGAAGGGAGAAACCUAGAAGUCGGCAUCCUGGAUUAACUGCACAGAAGAAACAAGAGAUUAAGGAAGCCUUCGAGCUAUUUGAUACUGAUGGUUCUGGCACUAUUGAUGCCAAAGAGUUGAAUGUCGCCAUGAGAGCAUUGGGAUUUGAAAUGACAGAGGAGCAAAUCAAUAAUAUGAUUGCUGAUGUUGAUAAAGAUGGUAGUGGCGCCAUUGAUUUUGAUGAAUUUAUGUAUAUGAUGACAACAAAAAUAGGAGAAAGGGACACUAAAGAGGAGCUUAUGAAAGCUUUUCGCAUCAUUGACCAGGAUAAUAACGGAAAAAUUUCUGAUGUAGAUAUCCUGAAUAUUGCUAAAGAGUUGGGUGAAAGCUUCACUCUUACCGAGAUAAGGGAGAUGAUAGAUGAAGCCGAUCGUAAUGGUGAUGGUGAGGUUGAUGCAGAGGAAUUUAUGAGGAUGAUGAAGAGGGCAAAUUAUGGGCAUUAAGUCGUAUAUAAUUAUUGAACUUAUAAACCUCCAAAUAAUUCUGUCAUAUAAUUAUCGCCUCUGAAUGUUAUAUAUAAAUCAGCCAUUUUCUGACUUGUAUGUAUAAUUAACUAAACGUGUGCUUAUUGAUAGCUUGAGCUGCUUCAGUAAUUUUA
This is a messenger RNA of Phalaenopsis equestris, 870 nucleotides long. Its product is annotated as caltractin. Gene Ontology annotation, cellular component: centrosome; centriole. Gene Ontology annotation, molecular function: calcium ion binding. The record is from RefSeq and is a predicted model, not a curated record. Gene Ontology annotation, biological process: centriole replication; mitotic cell cycle. The transcript has 7 exons. NCBI's taxonomy places the organism in Eukaryota, Viridiplantae, Streptophyta, Magnoliopsida, Asparagales, Orchidaceae. Bases 221 to 715 code for a protein of 164 amino acids.